Molecule: messenger RNA, 1030 nt
Organism: Ectocarpus siliculosus
Lineage: Eukaryota; Phaeophyceae; Ectocarpales; Ectocarpaceae
Source: the annotation of a GenBank genome assembly
CUAAGCCUCUUGAUCUAUUGUUUCUGAAGCACUGCCCCCCAACCGCAGCAGAACGCCCACUCACCGUCAGCUCCCCCGGUAAGCACAAGCCCAACUAUCCCGCCAAGUUCCUGCGUAAUCACAACAACACGGCCCCGAGAAGAGCGCUUUUCAAAAACGGGCAACGGCGGCGUCGAAGAGGUCAGCAGCGGACAUCAGCAAGCACAGCAGAUCUCCCUCAGGCGGGGAUGGCUUCUCCGGGUAAGGCCGCGGCUCCGUGGGCCGUGAAGCUCGUCCACGACGGGAAAGAGCAAGGGGUUCCCGCGGAGAAGAUUCGCCAGAAGCUGGUGCUCGAGGGCUUGGAGCCCGACCUCAUCGACGGGGUGGUUGAAGCUGGCUCCUUGUCGGCGAAGCUACACACAAUUGAACCGAGCUCGCCGUGCACCUCGCCUCAGCGCCGACAGCUGUCCGCAAGGAAAUUCCAUGACAUGCUCUCGGUUGGUCUACCUCCUGCGGUUGUGCGGCAGAAGAUGGCAAUGGACGGGUGCCAGCCAGAGGAAAUCAAUAACUUCUUCGCGUCGGCUGGAGGUGUGGCGACGGCGGAGGCGGAGGAGGAGAUGGAUGAGGAGGCUAAGCUCGCAGAGCCGCAAGCCGCUUGAUCAGGUCGCUGAUUCUGAGCGACCAGCGAUCGGUUCUUGACCGAACGGUUAUCCUUAUUUUUGGUUUCGAGGCGGCGUUGCAGCAGGACCUGCCGACCAAUAAUUUUGUGCGAGUACCGAUGGUGUGGAUGGUUCAUCGGUCAUUGUUUGGGUUCGAGGUAGUGUAAGAAGCUGCCACCGAUAACAUGUGGGAAUGGGGAACAAUAAUCUUGACGUAUUUGAUGACGGUGUGGAUGAAUACGGUCUGCUACGGGGUGUUCUUCCGAUCCAUCCAUCCGAUCGGUUGCGACGUAUUGACCGGACAACGCUUCCAUUUUGUUGCUGCCUAUUGAUGCCUUCCCUUGCAGAAUAGGAGCUCCUCCACCAUGCUUCGCCUCGUUUGUUUUUUGUUG